AUGGUCGUGAGCGCUGCUUCCGUCGCUGCCGACCCGAGACAGAGAGCUCGGGAGCUUGAUCGGGAUGAUCCGCUCUCCUUUACACGCGGCGAGUUCGUCAUCCCUUCCAAGUCACAGAUCGCCAGCACACAUCUACCUGAUCCAGUCUCUCCGGCUGUCGUGACCGGCGAUGAUCCCAACGACUCCAGCAAAUGCAUCUAUCUCUGUGGGAACUCCUUAGGCCUGCAGCCCAAACGGACUCGUACUCGUAUUGAGCAGUUCCUCGCAACAUGGGCGACGCAGGGCGUCCAGGGACACUUCAAGCCCCUCAAGGGAUCACCUCUUCCGACCUGGGUUAAUGCCGAUGAGCGUGCCGCCGAACUUGUUGCGCCAAUUGUGGGCGCUUCCAAAUCUGAGGUGGCCGUUAUGCAGACUCUGACCACAAACAUCCACUUGCUUAUGUCUGCCUUCUAUCGCCCUGACGUUAAUGGGAAAUUCAAGAUCAUCCUGGAGAGCAAGGCAUUCCCCAGCGACCAUUUUGCUGUAGAGACUCAGCUUCGUCACCAUGGCCUUGAUCCAGCGACGUCUAUGGUGACCAUAUCCUCCAAGACUUCAUCCGAUAACGUUCUUACUACUGAGGAAAUCCUGUCGGUCAUUGAAGAGCAUGCUUCGACAACCGCUCUCCUGCUUCUCCCUGGCAUUCAGUACUAUACUGGCCAGCUUUUUGAUAUCCCUACUAUUACGGCAUUUGCCCACAAGCACGGCAUCUUCGUCAUCUGGGACCUUGCUCAUGCAGUCGGCAACGUACCCCUUUCUUUGCAUGACUGGGAUGUCGAUGCGGCUGUAUGGUGCAGUUACAAAUACCUCAACAGCGGCCCGGGUUGUAUCGGCGGGCUCUUUGUGCAUUCGCGCAACAGCACAGUCACACGUCUCAUCACGGACGAGAAACCCGAGGAGGGCUAUGUCAACCGUCUGGCUGGCUGGUGGGGCAACGACAAAGCCACCCGCUUCAUCAUGGCCAACAAGUUCCACCCUGUCAGUGGUGCUGCCGGUUUCCAAAUCAGCAACCCGAGCGUGCUUGACAUCACCAGCCUGUGUGCCUCACUUGAGGUUUUCCAUGCCGCUGGGGGGGUCGCGAAGCUGCGCGAGAAGUCUAUUCUUUUGACGGGAUUCCUUGAGGAGUUGCUUGACAGCAUGUCUGAGGAGGAUAAGGCACUGUUCCGCAUCAUUACCCCUCGCGAUCCGAAGCAGAGGGGUGCCCAACUGAGCUUAAUGUUGAAGCCAGGUCUUCUGGAGACGGUGAUGCGUGAGCUGGAAGCCCGGGGGAUCGUGGUUGAUGAGCGCAAGCCAGACGUCAUUCGUGUUGCUCCCGCGCCGUUAUACAACACAUUCGAAGACUGCGUCGAUUUUGUUGAGGGGUUGGCGGCCGCCCUUGCUGUGAGCCGAAAGUAA
Messenger RNA from Thermochaetoides thermophila DSM 1495, 1431 nucleotides. RefSeq lists its product as uncharacterized. NCBI's taxonomy places the organism in Eukaryota, Fungi, Ascomycota, Sordariomycetes, Sordariales, Chaetomiaceae. The record is from RefSeq and is a predicted model, not a curated record. Gene Ontology annotation, molecular function: kynureninase activity; pyridoxal phosphate binding. The coding region runs from base 1 to 1431 and encodes 476 amino acids. Gene Ontology annotation, biological process: NAD+ biosynthetic process. Gene Ontology annotation, cellular component: cytoplasm. The transcript has 3 exons.